Molecule: messenger RNA, 806 nt
Organism: Paramecium sonneborni
Lineage: Eukaryota; Ciliophora; Oligohymenophorea; Peniculida; Parameciidae
Source: the annotation of a GenBank genome assembly
UUUUGAUAUAUUGUCAAAGUGAAUCUGAUGUGAAUGCUAUAUCAUAAUAUUUGUAGUAUAAAAGAUGGUACUGCAAUUGUGCAACAAAGAGUGGUUCACAUAUAAUAUUUCAUUUGACAAGGGCAAACAUAAUUAAAUUAGUUUACAUGAAUAAAAAAGAGUACAGAUCACAACAAUAGAGUGUUAAAUUUGUGAAUAGAGAGAUAUGUUCACUUUUGGAUAAGUUAAUGGUAUUAUUUAUUAAAAUAUGUAUUACAUAGUUAAAGUAGAUAAUGAAGAAAACAUCUUGAUUCUGUGUAGAGGAUGUUUUCCAUUGAGACAAUCAGAUAAAAUUAAAUGGGAUUAAAAUGAUUAGAAACGACUAAUAAGAGUAUUUAGGAUUAGUUAUUGGAAAAAGGAAAGAAAUUAAAUGUAAUUUAACAAAUCUCUAUAUACUGUUAGUCUCGAAUGGUUACUUUAGAACGGAUAAAUCAAUACAAAGAGGAAAGAGAGAAUAAACCAGGAUUAAAAUUGGGAGAUUUUGAUAUUGGAAUUACAUUAAAGUGAUCCACUCCCUAAUUAUACAGAUGAAGGUUAUACAUUUGAAUGUAUAUGGGUGCUAACUACCUUUAAAGAAUGUAAAUUGGUUUAAAAAUCUUUAAUUUAAAUGAAACUUCAACUAGUAAUUAUAUUUAGAAAAUAAUAUUGGGGAGAAUUGACACAUUGGUUCCUACAACAAAAAUAGAAAAUAUUCCUUCAAAAUUAUCGGCUCCAAAUUUACCAGAUUUAAAUGUUUACUAAGCAGAUGCAGUUAAGAAGGCAUUGAA